AUGUCCGAUGAAAACGACAAGAAUACCAACCAAAACACAAAUGAUAUCUACAACUGCGACAUUGAAGAUAUAUCGAAUUCCUCAUGGGGUUAUAUGCUAAGGAACUCAUCAAUUCAUGCCAUUCAACCUUUAACAACAGAUCCUUCUCAUUUCCCUCAAUCCCACGUGUAUUCCUAUUUACAUGCCCAAUUGGGUAGACAAACACCAACACAUGAAAUCGACUACACUUUGAUUCAGAAUUCAAACUCGAAAAUACUGGAUACCAGUCAAAAUCACAAUCAAUUCCUAUCCCAACAACAGCAAUCACAUUUCAAACAGGAGCAACAGGAACAACAAAGAGGCCAAGAACAACAAGAACAACAACAAGUACCGCAGCCGCAUCCAUUUAAUAAACCUCCAAUGCCUACCUUGCCUAUACAUAACUUGAAUAGACAACAUAGCCUUUCAGUACAGCAAGAUAUACAGUCACUUUCAUAUAACAAAUUUUUGGAAUCUCCAAAUUUUGAUGCUUUUCUAAAUUCAACACCUUAUCCGGGAAAUAAUCACUCUCAAUCAAUUCCUGCAACUUCAAUUUCUUCGUUUUUGAACAAAAACUAUAAUAUCCCCCCUCAAUACUUAACUACGGAAUUUUUGUCAUUGUCCCCUCAUUUGAGUACACCAUUGGCGAGCAAAUCAAUUGACUUAUUUGAUACUCCCUAUUUGAACAAUAUACAUGCAAACUUUGUUAAUACAACAUCAAUUGAUGAGGAAAAUAAUACAACAAAUAUCUUCAAUACUUUGACUAAUGUUAAUGAUUUAUCCUCAAAUGAAACCCCAUUAAUAGAAAAAUUGGAAAAGGUAUUGAAAACUCCCAAUUUUCAAGAUCGUAAUCACAACAAAAAGCUGUUUAACUCUCUUAUAUUAGAAACUGCUCGAGAAUCACCAACAAAUGAUAAAAGGACAGUCAAGCAACAAAAAAUACAACAAAGACAACCACAGCAAGGAAAACAGCCAGUAGUUUCAAAUAAAAGCUUUAAUUCUAGGAUCAUAGACAUAUCAAACAAAUCGCACAACUUGAACGAUUCAGAGCAAUCGAGAAAAUAUCAGGACAUUUUACAGAUACCCCAUUCAAAUCAAACUUAUUUCUCAAACAUUACAUCGACGCCAAGUAAAAUGAUGAAUGUCAUAAAUACCGUCACAGCUCCCGCUCCAGCUGCCGCAACAUCUCUCCCCCCUUCUAAAGGUACCAUUAACCCAAACACACAUUCAGAUUACAGUUCUCAAUUGAAUACAACCACUCCACUACGCCCGAAGAAAUCUAAGCAAACAAAUAACACCAAGAAAAUAAAAUUCAAACAAAAUGAUAUAACAUCAAGAGCAGUUGACAAGAGCUUUGAUAACGACGACGACGAGGAGGAGGAUGAAGAGGAAAAUAGUGUGGUAAUUGAUUCAUCGCCUUCCACCAUUGUUAUAAAUUCGGCUUCUAAACCGAUAUCCACACUACAAGGUGCACCAAAUAGCAAGCUAUUAGAGGCCUCGCCGACACCGGUGAAUAAGUUCACACAAUGUCAAUCCGACCCUACUUGUCAUAAGAAACCGAGUGUGAACCUACCUGUUGGUCCCAAAAUGGGGCUCUUUGUUGAACCCAGCAAGAAAUCCAUAAGAAAAGUGAACACACAGCCAACUAUGACAAUGUCAAUUCCUCCCCCUAAAUACACAGCAAAUAAAAAUGGGUUUCACCGAAGUAUUAGUGCCAAUGACGCAUUGUUAUCCAAUACGAAAAUCAAGCCAAAGAAGAGAAACAGAAGCGAAAAGAAACUUCAAAUCAUUAUGGCCGAUCCAGACCAACUGAAGGGGAAUAAGAAAAGGAGAAUCACGAGAAGGUUAGACGAGAUACCUCUGCAACACCAUUUGUCUGUUUCCACGAAUGCACCGCUAAGCAAUUCGACAAACAUUGUCAACAACAGGAGUCCAAUACGUCAGACAUUUAAAAGCGCAAACAUACGUUUUUCUAAACCAACUAAAAAGGCCAACGAAAAUGUAUUCUGGGAGUCCUAG
Pichia kudriavzevii is the source of this 2037-nucleotide messenger RNA. RefSeq lists its product as uncharacterized. The transcript has a single exon. Bases 1 to 2037 code for a protein of 678 amino acids. NCBI's taxonomy places the organism in Eukaryota, Fungi, Ascomycota, Pichiomycetes, Pichiales, Pichiaceae. The record is from RefSeq and is a predicted model, not a curated record.